AUGAUCCUGUCGCCACGAAGCCGCAGGCCGCUGGUCCUGGCCAUAAUUAUUGGCUUCUUUUUUAUCUUCCUAGUUCAUCGAUCCCAACCAGAGACAGGAUUUCGGACAAUGUUCAAACCGCAGCAAGCACCGGUUGGCAGUACAAGCUCACCAACUGUUUCGAUUGUAUCAAAGCCACCAGUGGCAGCUUUUGACGAUGAACCCUCGCCGCAGCUAGUAGACUAUUGGACGGCGGUCCUCGAUGCGGUCAUGAAUGCGGAUCCCGAAAUCGAGGGAAUCAAGCUCACACAACCGAGCCCAGCCGCUGAAGACAUGGACCCAAAUGUACAGAGGGCAAAAGAAAUCGAUAUCGCUCAACGGAUAGAGCACGUCGACAUGCCCGCUUCGGAUCGCGCAAUGCUCAAGUCCACUCAUGCGCAGAUGGUCAAGAGCGCAAAGCAGUUAGGUCCGAUGAUACCUUACACGAAAAACUCCAAGGGCAUCGUCAUGACCGCUGGUGGCAAGUACGUCGGAAAUGCGAUUCUAUCGCUCACCAUGCUCCGACGCACCGGCUCCAAGCUCCCCGUGCAGCUCUUCAUCGAUGGUGCCGACAACUCUACCCGCGCGCUCUGCGAGGGGAUCCUCCUCGACCUCGGUGUGGAAUGCCGAAGCAUGGAUGCCAUGUUUGGCACUACCCCCCAUAUGCCCGAGCUGGAAAAAUUCCAAUACAAGGUCUUUUCGCUCCUAUUCUCGUCGUUUGACGAUGUGCUAUUCCUCGAUGCGGACUGCUACCCACUAUACAGCCCUGACCACCUGUUUGAUGUCGACCCAUACAAGUCGUAUGGUUUGGUCACCUGGCCCGAUUUGUGGAUAUCAACAGUAUCGCCAACAUACUAUGAAAUAGCCGGUGUUAAAAAGCCGCCAACUGUCCGGACGCGACGCACCUCCGAAUCGGGUGUAUUCAUGAUUAAACGCUCCACCCAUGCCGAGGACCUUUUACUCGCUACCUACUAUAACUUUUUUGGUCCGGAAGUGUACUAUAGGCUGUUUUCUCAGGGUGGCCACGGCGAGGGCGAUAAAGAGACAUUCCUGCACGCCGCCAUAGCGCUUGACAAGCCAUUUUGGGAUGUACACACGGUCCUAGGCUUCCUGGGCAGGUGGCUUAACGGUACAUUUGAGGGCGUGGGCAUGAAGCAGGCCGAUCCGGUUAAGGACUUUAACCUCUGGAAAGCCCAGGACAGCGAUCAUGCCGUGGAUGGCCCAGAUUCCCCCCGGGCACCGCACAUGUUUAUACAUUUUAACAACCUGAAGGUCGACAUCCAAAACUCCUUGAACGAGGUCAUGGACAAAGUGUUGAGAGUGAAUGGGACCGGGCAUCACACCCCUCUAUGGGGUGACGAGUCGGUGUUGAACAAACUGACCGGCUAUGAUAUCGAGAAGGUCAUGUGGGAAGAGGUUAUCAGAUUGGCCUGCACCCAGCCAGUCCAGGAGGGAUGUGACCGCUUGAUUCCCUGGUACCAAAAAGUGUUUCUCAAGUCGAAAAAGUUAAGCAGAGGAUGGAAAGGAAAGGGAACUCAGUCGUCGGCCGAUGCGGACAAGGUCAUUGAGAAGACCUAA
Messenger RNA from Pyricularia pennisetigena, 1596 nucleotides. RefSeq lists its product as uncharacterized. NCBI's taxonomy places the organism in Eukaryota, Fungi, Ascomycota, Sordariomycetes, Magnaporthales, Pyriculariaceae. The record is from RefSeq and is a predicted model, not a curated record. Gene Ontology annotation, biological process: mannan biosynthetic process. The transcript has 2 exons. Gene Ontology annotation, molecular function: alpha-1,2-mannosyltransferase activity. The coding region runs from base 1 to 1596 and encodes 531 amino acids. Gene Ontology annotation, cellular component: Golgi apparatus.